Striga asiatica is the source of this 2673-nucleotide messenger RNA. NCBI's taxonomy places the organism in Eukaryota, Viridiplantae, Streptophyta, Magnoliopsida, Lamiales, Orobanchaceae. The record is from the annotation of a GenBank genome assembly.
AUGAAGGAGGGGUACUUGCUCACAAAUCUCAAUUCGGAUCCACCAAUGGCGGUGCGGCCGACGAUUUCCCGGUUCCCGGCCGACCCGAGGGAGCAGGAGGCUUGCGGCCUGCCGUGGGGCGUGACCCUGACGCCGUUCGCGGCGACAGAUGAGAACAACAUCCCGCCGGUGUGCGGAUCCGGCGGCGAGCUGCUGCCGCGAUGCGAGAAUUGCUGGGCCUACUACAACACCUAUUGCGAGCAGGACCAGUGGUCCUGGGACUGCGCCCUUUGCGGCACCACCAAUGGCCUCACGUCGGAAUCCAUCGCCCGAUACGCACUUCCCGAAUCGUGCCCGGAGAACAUGUCCUCGUUUAUCGACCUGGAGCUUCCUUGUAAUCUACUCUGUCACUCUAUUGAUGCUUUUGUUUCUUGGAUUGGUUUGCAGCUUGAUGAUUGUUUACAACUUUGCCUUUUCAUUUGUGGAUGUGGAAUGAAAAUGUUCAUUUCUGGAUUAGAAUUUAUGCGUGUUGAAGAAUCUGAAGAAAUGCAGGCAAGGCCGGUGUAUGUUGCUGCGGUUGACCUCACCUCGUCUGAAGAGUUCUUGGAACUUACUAAAAGUGCUCUAUUGGCAGCCUUGGAAGCUCUUGCGCCAGGAUCACUUUUUGGUCUUGCUACGUUCAGCCACAGAAUAGGCCUGUAUGAUGUUCAGGGGCCCAUUCCAGUGGCCAAGAAUGCGUUCAUUCCCCCUGAAGGCAACCUGUCUAUGGAUCUUGAAGAUGUCAUGCCACUGUCUUCUUUUUUGGCUCCAGUUGAUACAUGUAAGGACCGUAUUGCAUCCGCACUUGAAACUCUGAAGCCAACAACUUCAUGGGAGCGGACAACAGCUGCUGGUCAAGCAGUAGAUGGUGUUUUACUUGGUGGCCGUGGGUUUGGAGUGGCAAUGGAAGCUCUCCUCAAAUAUUUAGGAUCAGAAUAUGGAAAUAUGUACCGUAUGUUAAGCCGGCCAUAUGCUUUCAAUUGUGUCCUACGUGUAAGGACAUCAUCUGAAUUUAAGCUUGGCCAUUCAUAUGGGCAUUUUUUCCCAGACCCAGAAUAUGAAAAUGUUCAGCACAUCAUUUGCUGCGACUCUUUCGCCACAUAUGCUUAUGACUUUGAAUUUGUGAAUGAUGCUGGAUUUUCCAGACACAGCCGGGAACGCCCAACGUUACAAAUUGCAUUUCAGUACUCAGUUAUUGUGCCUUCAGACGAACCCUUCCCAUUGGGUUCAGGCUCUUCAAAGAGAGAUAAGUACUCUCUGAAAAGGAGACUGCGGAUCAGAACUGUACAACUCGAUACGGCUCGCCAUAUCAAUGAAAUUUAUGAUAGUGUUGAUCCUGAAGUUGUUCUCUCUAUACUUGUUCAUGAGGUUAUUUUGUCCUCUUUGGAGAAUGGAGUUAGAGAGGGUAGAAUCCUGCUACAUGAGUGGCUUGUAAAUCUAACUGCUCAGUAUAAUGAUGCUUUUAAGACUGCUGAGUACACGAGAGGGGGCUUAACCACAUCUCAGUUUGAUGUUGCCUUCACUCAGUGCCCUCAGCUGCAACAGUUGCCCCGCUUAGUCUUUGCUUUGCUCCGAAAUCCUCUUCUUCGCUUUCAUGAAGAAGGUGUCCAUCCAGACUAUCGGAUCUAUCUUCAAUGUCUAUUCAGUGCUCUGGAACCUUCUUCACUCACCCUUGCCAUAUACCCAUUGCUGGCGUCUUAUGAAACUCCGGAUAGACAAGCAUUUCCUCGCCAUUCACUGAGUCGCGCUGCAUUACUAACGAGUGGUAGCCCGAUAUUUUUACUUGAUGCCUUCACAACUCUCAUUGUGUUCUAUUCAUCUACAGCUGACUCUGCACUUCCUUUUCCUCCACCUCAGAACUGCCUUCUGAGAACCACCAUUAACAAACUGAAGCAAGGGCGGAUUAUCACCCCUAAACUCGUAUUUAUCAGAGGAGGGCAAGAUGAUGCAACCAUGUUCGAAAAUUACCUUAUAGAGGAGCAGGAUGUUGAGGGGAGUGGCAUCACGAGUGCCAUGGGUUUCGUCUCGUUCCUUGAUGAGAUCAACCGUGAUGUGGUGGAGUACAUGAAGAAAUUGAAUGGCGAUAUACGUAAAUAGAGGUGAACAUGACUUAUACAUGGAAAAGUUUUUUUUUUUUGGUUUAUAUUGGAACACAGUCCUGGCUACUUGUGGAUACAGCCAGCGAUAAAUUUGGCCAGAAAGUAAAAGAAAGUAUUGUUCGUUGGUUUUGGUUGAUUAUCGAGUGAUACUCAAUUUGAAGGGGUUUUUUCCAUUGGGAACUGCAGCUUAGGGCUGUUUGAGUUUGUGCUAAUUGCCGUAUACUUAGCAAGACAUGUAUUAGCUAUAUCAAAGAUGUAACUUUAGACGAUAGACGUGUUAGAUAAGAUGGACAUGGGUUACUUUGUUUGAAGGCCCCCGACUUCCUAUUUUCUUUUGUUGUGAUCCUGUUAUUCAUUUGUAUCUGUAGUUUGUAUCACCAAGAUGUUUCAGUCAGCAGUUAAAACUUUUAGCUAUCCUUAGCCCGUUUUAUCCACAAAGAAGCUGGAACACUGAUCUAUGCCCCUCUAUCCGUGUUGCUGGGCUCUUAUGAGUUGCUACGUAAUGUGAUCAUAUGAUCGUGUAAAAUGAAAAACCUUACAACUUGUACAAUUGCUC